AUGGAAAAUCAAGGAACACGAAGAUGUCGGGUGGUGCUAGUUCCACCUCCAUUCCAGGGCCACAUAACGCCCAUGCUUCAGCUAGGCGCUAUCCUUCACUCCAAGGGAUUCUCCAUCACAGUUGCUCACACCGAAUUCAACGCCCCUGACUCAUCUAAACAUCCUGAAUUCUUCUUCCUACCCCUAUCGGACAAUGUAUCAGAUAUCGAUUCCUCUUUCUGGAAUCUAUUAGAGGUCAUCACAGCUAUCAAUGUCAACUGCAAAGAGCCACUUCAGAGAUACUUGGUUCAAAUGAUGGAAAAACAGGAGCCACAUGAUCAGGUCUGCUGCAUCAUCUACGAUUCAAUCAUGUACUUCACAGAUGCCGUGGCUAAUCACAUGAAGCUUCCAAGUAUUAUCUUACGCACUACCUGUGCUUUCAAUUUUGUCGCUUGGCAUGCCACCCCUCGGCUUCUAGCAGAAGGUUAUAUUCCCUUGCCAGAAUCUCUGUCAAAUGAGCUACUGCCUGGGCUUCAUCCCCUUAGGUCCAAGGAUCUACCCUUUACUGGAACUGGAGAAUUAGAGUUACUAGAAGAAUUAAGAAAAAUAAGAUCUUCUGCAGCCGUUGUAUGGAACACUGUGGACUUCCUAGAGCAUUCAUCACUAUUGCAGCUGCAGCAACAAUACCAAAUUCCAAUCUUCUCAAUAGGCCCUCUGCAUAAAAUGGCACCAGCUUUAACCACUAGCUUACUAAAGGAGGACACCAGUUGUGUUGCAUGGCUUGACAAGCAAGCUCCUAACUCAGUUAUAUAUGUCAGCAUGGGAAGCUUAGCAAUGGUGGAUAAGAAAGAGCUAACUGAGACCGCUUGGGGACUGGCCAACAGUGAUCAACCAUUCUUGUGGGUCAUGCGGGCAGGCUUGGUUGAUGGCUCAGAUCAGUGUGUUGAUCUCCUUCCCAAAGAUUUAAAAGAAAAAAUAGGAGAAAGAGGUCACAUAGUAAAAUGGGCACCUCAAAAAGAGGUGCUGGCGCACAGAGCAGUGGGAGGGUUUUGGAGCCACUGCGGUUGGAAUUCCACCUUGGAAAGUAUAUGUGAAGGGGUUCCAAUGAUAUGCAGACCAGGUUUCUCAGACCAAAAGGUGAAUUCUAGGUUCCUCACUCACAUAUGGAGGGUAGGCCUUGAAAUGGAGAAUGUAGUGGAGAGAAGAGGAAUUGAGAGAGCUAUAAGAAGACUUAUGGUGGAGAAAGAAGGAGAAGAAAUGAGGCAGAGGGCAAAUGAGCUGGGGCAAAAAUUCAAAUUUUGUGUGCAGAAAGGCGGUUCUUCAUAUAAUUCCUUGAAUGACUUAGAAGAAUUCAUCUUGUCACAAUCAUCCUCACUGCCAAAAUGAGAUCGAGAUGGAAAUUAAAAGUUGAAGCUAGAGGAUAAAGUAAUCUUAUGAAGUCUAUUCAUUUAGCACUUUACAUGUGUAUAGACAUGUCUACUUCUAAUGCUACUAUUAGGCAAAAGUAAUCUAUUUCCAAUGUCAACAAAAGCAAGUUGGAUCCAACCUUGCACUUUUUGUUUCUGAGCAGUAUAUAUGCAUCAAUAUGUGUUUGUGGGUGCCUGUGUACAAGAAUUUGUUCCUUUACAAGGAAUGGGGAAUCUUUGAUAAGUCUGAGAUGGGCAUGCAUAGGUUCUGG
Molecule: messenger RNA, 1657 nt
Organism: Ilex paraguariensis (yerba mate)
Lineage: Eukaryota; Viridiplantae; Streptophyta; Magnoliopsida; Aquifoliales; Aquifoliaceae
Source: the annotation of a GenBank genome assembly